Messenger RNA from Helianthus annuus (common sunflower), 1260 nucleotides. RefSeq names its product nudix hydrolase 23, chloroplastic. NCBI's taxonomy places the organism in Eukaryota, Viridiplantae, Streptophyta, Magnoliopsida, Asterales, Asteraceae. Gene Ontology annotation, molecular function: hydrolase activity. The transcript has 7 exons. The record is from RefSeq and is a predicted model, not a curated record. The coding region runs from base 182 to 1006 and encodes 274 amino acids.
UACGAGGGUCAUUCUUGUUGUGCGAACAUUUUUUAUCGUACAAGUUCUUGUGGAACUCUAGUCUACAAAAGGAUAAACAAAAUCCUCUCUGGGUAUUAUCAAACCCUUGUUCAAAAAAUCAAAAAUCUCAACAGAACAGAAGAAUCAUCAUUCAAGAUUUCAUGUAAAAUUCAUUCAAAUAAUGCUCAGACACAUACAAUUUCUGGGUUCCUGUUCAGGGUUCUUCUUCCACAGAUUAAAACACCAUGGAAGCCAUCAAGGUCUCUCCUUUAUGUCAUUCUCUGCAAGAACACCCCUUUUAACAACUUCUUGUUUUCGCCAAUUUCGAUCUUCUUCUAUUCGUUCUGAAUCAAACCCAGAUGUAGCAUCGUCUUCUUCUUCUGCCACUUUUAGACCAACUGGAACUAGCCGUAGAAUUAACUUCUGUCAAUUAUGUGGGGGCCCUACGAAGCAUGAGAUUCCAGAUGGUGAGGAGAAAGAAAGAGCUAUUUGUACUCUUUGUGGAAAAGUUGCAUACGAAAAUCCAAAAAUGGUGGUAGGUUGCUUAAUUGAGCAUGAUAACAGUAUCUUGCUAUGCAAGCGGAAAAUUCAACCUUCGUAUGGUCUUUGGACACUUCCAGCCGGUUACAUGGAGAUUGGUGAGUCAGCUACCGAAGGGGCCAUUAGGGAAACAUGGGAAGAAGCAGGGGCUAAAGUGGAAAUUAUUUCCCCUUUUGCUCAAUUAGACAUCCCUCUCAUAGGCCAAACUUAUAUAAUAUUCUUGGCAAAAUUGAUGACGCCACAUUUUUCACCGGGGCCCGAAUCAUCAGAAUGCCGGCUUUUUGCGCUCGAUGAUAUCCCUUUUGAAUCUCUUUCGUUUUCAUCAAUGCUCGUCACCUUAAAUUUGUACGUUGAGGACAUCAAGGUUGGAAAACCGAAGUUUCACUACGGGAUAAUCAACAAGAGGCCCGGAACAAGUCCUUCAGAUAUUCAUGCGUAUACUCUUGACUAUCAUCUGCGGAAAUGACGUUUUAGACAGUUUACGUUUUCUGUUCCUCAAAAUGUGAAUUUGGUUUUCGAUUGGUGGCAAAUGCCCAAACUGCUCCUGAUGUAAAGUUGUAUUUUUAGGAUGGUUAAGUUUUUUGAACUUGUGUUAUUCAUUGCCGUGUGUCAAACUGCGACGUUUUGAUCAGUGUUUACACACGGGUUACAAAAGUCAUAGAAAACGCUUAGAACUACCUGGAGUGUGCUUUGUUGUGAAAAAAGAAUCUCUUUUUUUUC